Molecule: messenger RNA, 384 nt
Organism: Fraxinus pennsylvanica
Lineage: Eukaryota; Viridiplantae; Streptophyta; Magnoliopsida; Lamiales; Oleaceae
Source: the annotation of a GenBank genome assembly
AUGUCGAAACUGCCUGUCGAACUGGAUUUUUCCCGCAUGGAGAGGGAGAGGGAGAGGAAGGAGCCUCCCAUUUCUGUACGCAAAAGAGGCUUUCGUGACAUACAAGGUAUUGUAUCGAAGCUUAAUCCGGAGAUUGUGAAGAAUGUCAUUCAAUCUGCUUCUUUGGGUCCGAAUAAACCAAUUCAGACUUUUUUCACACCAUUAAGGCCAAGUUGUGGUUUCAAGAACAAUGCUGAAACUGGAAAAAUGACCAUUGUGUACAAUGGGAAAGUCUUUGAUUUUGAUCUUUCUGCACUCAAGGUGCACAAUAUUCUGAAAAUUGCUGCUGAGGAAAAACUCUCAAAAUCUGCUGAAUCCACGUGUGAACAAGAUCUUUUGGAAUAG